Molecule: messenger RNA, 1164 nt
Organism: Ctenopharyngodon idella (grass carp)
Lineage: Eukaryota; Metazoa; Chordata; Actinopteri; Cypriniformes; Xenocyprididae
Product: retinol-binding protein 1-like
Exons: 4
Coding region: 290-694 (134 amino acids)
Biological process (GO): fatty acid transport
Cellular component (GO): nucleus; cytosol
Molecular function (GO): fatty acid binding
Source: RefSeq, a predicted model, not a curated record
GUGUAAAUCCAUGUGAAUAAUGUAACGAUUGUCCCCUACCAUUAAUCCAUAUGUUCCGAUAUAUUGUACUUUGAUCCUCGAGGGUUAUGCACAUUGUGGGAGUGUUUUUCCCUAUAUAGUUGUACUGAGCACGUGUCGCGGUAAUGAGGCUGAUCCGAUUAAUAUGGUGGUGAAUAAAAUGCGGUGCUGAUAUUCAGAGAGCUGCACGACAGGAGCUGGGGAACGAUCAGGCACCAGGUCUCCUCUAAAAACACAUUUUCAGGACACGAAGAAAAUCACAUAUUUCACAAUGCCUGCUGAUUAUACUGGAUACUGGAAAAUGAUCUCCAAUGACAACUUUGAGGAGUAUCUCAAAGCUCUCGAUGUUAAUGUUGCUAUCAGGAAAAUUGCUGUUUUGUUAAAACCUGACAAAGAUAUCAGCCAGAAUGGAGAUCACAUUAUCAUCAAAACUGUGAGCACAUUCAAGAACUAUGACAUGGACUUUGUGGUUGGUCAGGAGUUUGAGGAAGACCUGGGUCCAGUUGAUGGCAGGAAAUGUAUGACCACCAUCACCUGGGAUGGAGAUAAACUGGUGUGUGUGCAGAAAGGAGAGAUUGAGGGCCGGGGCUGGACCCACUGGAUUGAAGGAGAUGAACUUCAUUUGGAGCUGAGAGCAGCGGGAGUUGUGGGCAAGCAGGUUUUCAAGAAGUCUUAAGCUUUUGUUGUGUAGUUGCGCCUCCUACUGGAAAAAACACAGAAACAACCACCAUAGACAGAGCUGUGUGUCCAUUCAUCAAUCUUUCUGUAUGAUGUGCCUUUCUAGACUCCUCAUCAGACAAAGUUUAUUCCAAAUAAGCAAUUACUUUAGUGGAUAUUUACGAACACCUGUUAAAUUCUUAUGUGUGUGGGUUUGGUAUGUUUGGACUAGCUUCAUAACUGAGAGCUUUACUGCUGUCUAAAAAUACCGCCUUUAACAUCUGAGGGUCUUUCUGGCUGGAGGAGAGAAGACAGGUCUUGACCCCGCAGCAAAUCGAGCUCCUUUCUUGUUUGUAGAAGCAGGAAGAGGAUGAUGAUGAUAUGAUGAGGGUCUGUAAACCUGCACUGCUGCAUCUCCUGUAGAUCGUGUGUGCUGAAAGUGUGACACCACACUGACAAAAUAAAGAAAACUGAUGAGGAUAGUGAACA